Molecule: messenger RNA, 2470 nt
Organism: Lacerta agilis (Sand lizard)
Lineage: Eukaryota; Metazoa; Chordata; Lepidosauria; Squamata; Lacertidae
Product: tip elongation aberrant protein 1-like
Exons: 13
Coding region: 2-1846 (614 amino acids)
Molecular function (GO): protein binding
Source: RefSeq, a predicted model, not a curated record
CAUGUUCUCUGCUACUUCCAGUUUCCUGAGUCUGGAUGGCUUGGGGACGCCCCGCCGGAGAUGGAGCUGGGCCCCCGGAGGCCUCUGGCAGCGUGGGGAAGCCGCCCUAGUCCCGCAGCCUCGCGGAGGGGCGAAUUUCUCCCGGCGGGAAGGCAAACUCCGCUUCUACGCCCUCUGGUCUCUGCGCGAGCCGCCCCGGCAGCUCAGUAGCAAGUGCCGUCAGAAAUGUUACCAGACUCACUUACCACUUCCACUGCCCAAACAGCUAGUGGUCUUUGGUUUGGGUGACUGGAGCCACUAUUCUCAGAAGACAAGCAUCAUUGUGGAAAUAUUAGUGAAUCCAAAUGUUAAGCCACAAAAGAUUGGCAAGCUGGGUCCUGAAGCAAGGUGUUUGGUAUGGGAAGGUGACUGGCGAGUGGAUGUUUUGAUAGCUUCGCUAAAGCAGAAAGAGAAUGGUAACCCUGUUAAGCUUCUCUUGACUGUCGAGGAACAGCUGCUCAACAGCACCCCCACCCGCCCAUUUCAGGCCACAGAACCUAAUCAGUCACCUGUCCUUCCAGAAGAUACAGGUCAGCGAUUGGAUGAGCCACAUGAGUCUAAGAAUCGGAGUUCAGCAAUGGCUGUUAAAGAGCCUGUGCUUGAAAGGAAGGAGUUCUCUCCACCCAUGGAAACGCUGCUCAUGCUUCCUGCUCCAGAAACAACUGCUGCAUCGGUGGACUUAGAGGAGGCCAGGAAUAAAACAUGUACAUCUAAUUCAGCUCGCCUAAAGACCAGGAGGGUUCUCUUUGAACUUUUGGCAUCCAACAGACAGCAGGAAUCUGAAGACUUGGAAGUUAAAGAGCUGCAAGUAUGUCCAAGCCCUCGGUGGUGUCAUGCCAUGUGCCUGAGUGACCCUGAAACUGCUGUUCUGAUCGGUGGCGAAGGAACUAAUCAAAAUUUUUGCCAAGAUGCCCUGUGGAAACUGGAAAUUGACAAUGACUUCUGGUUCCCCAUGGAUCUCCCAGCACAAGGUUCCAUGCCACAGUGUUCAAGGGGCCACAGUGCCACAUUUGACCCAGAGACCAAGCGCAUUUACAUCUUCGGGGGUAUGAGGGAGGCAAAGCGCUACAGCAACAUCCAUGUUCUGGACACGGCGUCUUGGAAGUGGCUUCAUGUGUCUGCUAAGGGUAAAGUGCCAACGCUGGCUUACCAUAGUGCAACCAUCUACCGAAAGGAGCUAUUUGUCUUUGGAGGAGCUUUCCCUAAAAUGUCAUCCCUGGAGAUGGGAGCUUGCAGCAACACACUCUUUGUUUUCAACCCCGAGUAUGAGAUCUGGUAUCAACCCAUUGUUGAGGGGGAGAAGCCCUUGCCUAGGCUUGGCCAUUCGGCUACUCUGCUGAGGAACAAAAUGAUCAUAUUUGGGGGCCAGAAGACUUCCUUCUACCUGAACGACACACACAUCCUAGAUCUGGGUUUCAUGGAGUACAUUUCAGUUCCUUUUCUCUCUGGACAACCUUCAGCUCGCAGUUUCCAUGCGGCCAUUCCAGUGUCUGAUCAGAAAGUGCUUAUAAGCGGAGGCUGUGGUGUCAGAGGAGCCUUUCGGGAUGCAUUCACGUUCCAUCUUGAUACCUUGACUUGGAGUGCAGUCAAGCAUAGUGACCUUUGCUCUGUGCCCCGGGCAGGCCACACACUGCUCAACUUGACUUAUGCCCCCCAGACGGAUGCAGAUAAGGAGAACCAGGGCAAGCACAAUGCAUGCACGGUUCUGGUCUUUGGGGGGUCAGACCGUGCUGGCAAGUUCUACAAUAGUACAAGCAAGCUGCAGCUGGACCUCGAGGUGACAAGGCCUUCCUUGGACCCUGCUUGAGUCAUUGGGAGUCCUGUGUCUGGACCAAGAAGGCAAGAUCAGAAAGACUGAAUAUUGGAAGAGUACAAGUGGAUGGGUACAGGAAUGCCAGUGGGAACAGAGGUUGUGAAGACAACAUCAUCCCUCUCUGAAUACCUUGCUGAUGAUCUUGCUGGUUUCAUCCCAUGUAGGAGAAACAAAAUGGGUUUUCAGGAGAUCAGGCAGAGGGUUUUUACUUUAUUAUUUGCAUUUUGCACUCUGUCACUUCAGCGUAAUCUCCCCCAUCCCUCACUGUUGCUGCUCAUGAACCCCAUAUUCUAUGAUAUGCCCUAAACAGUCAGUCCUGGAUGUAAUAGUGCCUCAGCUUAAUCCUUGCUAGUGGAAAGUACCCUGAAAAUGAAUGAAUAAAUACUGUGGGAUGUUUAUAAACUGAAGGGCAUAUAGAUUUUUGAAAGCUGGAUCUGGAUUAUACCAAUGCAUUUCUAUACCCUUCCUCCUUGCUCCUGUUUCUUCCCAUUCUAUUGUGUUCCUGCUUUUAAUCUUCUGUCCCCUGUCAGUUUAACCAAGCCCCACCUCCCCAGCAAAAAAAAUUAUAAUCCAAACCCAAAUUGUGUAAUAAAGCAUGUGCAAGAGUUGUGAUAAAAA